AUGGAGGACCAUUUCAAGAAUUGCCAUCCCGACGUGUCCGGCUUCGAUGCUUGCGUUCGCGAAGGUCUGAACAGCAUUCGUCCUUAUUUCAAGACUGGAUUGCCGAAAUAUGGAGUCGCACCGUUCGAUCCCUUUUUCGCCAAAGAGAUUUCGGUUAGACGUGGACUUUUAGGAGUAGGAUUCGUCCUGACGCUUAGAAAUGUCACCGAGAGUGGAUGGUCGUCCAGCAAGGUUACUCGGUUUAUCAGUGACCUGCCAAAUUACACGGUGCGAUAUACUCAGAGUUUCCCUGAAAAAUCCCUCGCCGGCCAAUACGAGUUCAUGGGGACAGCUUUGGGCACGAAUAUGAAUAAUAGAGGGAAAUUCACCUUAAUCCUUUACGACCUGGAGCAGACGACGACCAUAACCAAGAGGCCGAACUCGAAGGUGAAGGUGCAAGUCGACGUACACUCGAUGAGGGAUUUGUCUCUUCAUAUUUCGAAUUUGCUGCACGGUCGGGAGUUCCUGGAGCGUAUCCUGGACAGGAUCAUCAACGGAGCCUGGCAACCGGGUUUUAUGGUGACCAGACCUCUUAUCAACGAGCUGGUAUCAACGGCUUUUACGGAAAUUUUCGGCAAAGCCUUUGAAAAAUUCCCCUUCGAGGAAAUCAUCAAGCCACGACGCGUCUCCAACUCGACGUCAGCCUGAAAACGAAAAAUGUUUAUUUAAUUUCCGAUCCAUAUUAAUAUCCAUACUCAAAGCUGCGCGUAAUUAGUUUACCUCUCGUAAUCAGUUUGGAAAAAUUCCGCUAGUGUAAAUAAUUCCAAUUUGCGCACCGAUCCUGUACAGUGGACAGAACUCGCAUCAACGAUCUCAGGAAGAAUCCUGAAGGAAAUAUCGAAGGGAAACAAGAGUUUCGCCUGGCAUUGUAAAUAAUUUAUCAAUAAUCCUCGUCACGCCACGAGAGUAGACCCGUGUUCAAUUAUUGUUUUUAAUCGACGUUAACGUUUAAUGACGUCUGGAUUUUUCUCAGAUUAGUUGAAUGUCUUUUUUAUAAGUAAUAAAAUUACUGCGUACAUUCGUU
Messenger RNA from Orussus abietinus, 1063 nucleotides. RefSeq lists its product as uncharacterized. Bases 1 to 687 code for a protein of 228 amino acids. The transcript has 4 exons. The record is from RefSeq and is a predicted model, not a curated record. Lineage: Eukaryota; Metazoa; Arthropoda; Insecta; Hymenoptera; Orussidae.